AUGAUAAUCGCAUCUGAUAAGCUCGUAAAGGAAAAUCACGCCAGAAAUGACCAAACACGCGUCCGAGGCGGCCCCGCCGACUUCGGCGUCGGCUGCUCGGCUCUCGGCCCGAGCGGCGACGAAACGCGAGCGCCGGCUCCUCGCCUCAUACAGCGCGCUCGAAUCCGUCACAACUCACACCCGUUCCCAUUGCCGACCCGAUCGUAUCAGUGGCACGACGUGCUGGCGCCGCCGCGUCCCAUCUUCAACCACAAGUCACUUUCAACAACGUGGAACGGAAAGGAACCGAAAAUGUCGAAGAAACAUCUUCACAAUCAAGCUGCUAUACCGUUAGCUCCAGCGGUGUUUAAGCGACUGUGUGCGCGCGGCCUCCAAAAUGGUGCGAAGAGUGUAGAACAGGCGGUGGCGGAUCACUCGCUCGCUCCGGCCUGUGCCUCGGCGGUGGAAUUACGGAGGACGCGCCGCGCGCUUGGGCAACGGAAAUUUCCACUGGCCCGCCCGUGCGCCGCGCCCGCGUCUCGGCCCGCACCCCCGCCGUCACCCGGCGUGUCCACGCACACACGCGCGCGCACACCAGCCGAAUGGCAUUCCGCACGAAACACCCAUGCACACAUCCACACAGGCAAACGCUCGUUCGAAAAGGGUACGCGACUCCGCUCCAGCUUAUUAUACGCACCCGCGUCGCAAUCGCUCCAAAGGCAUCUUCUUCAAAACGCAGGUGUGUGCGAUGCAGAUAGAGAGGAGACGGCCCGCCGCAAGUUACGCCACAAAAAAGGGCCCUCCGCGAAUUUGAAUAGGCCAAAACCUGAACCGGCAUCACGAUUCUAUUUU
This is a messenger RNA of Iphiclides podalirius (scarce swallowtail), 831 nucleotides long. NCBI's taxonomy places the organism in Eukaryota, Metazoa, Arthropoda, Insecta, Lepidoptera, Papilionidae. The record is from the annotation of a GenBank genome assembly.